AUGCAAUCUCCUUGUCUAAACGACUUCCCUGAAGCAUUCCUUCUUCAAGGGUGCUGCCCUGGCCCUCUCCUCGGCUAUCUUGAACCCCUCAACAAGCCUCCUGACAACAAGAAAUCAUCCACCACCACAACAACGACCACCUUGGCCACCAGCCGUCGAAACUUCACUACUGCAACUAAUUCCUCCAUUUUCCCGGCCACCCACUUCACAAAUCCCGACUCUCUACCCUCUCUGCUCAAUGCAUUCGCAGAAUUCACCAAAGCAUACCCGCAGUACUCUGCAACGUACGAGGACAAGAUGUUGGACCAUCUUCAUCUUCUGCUUCUCUUUCGCCACAACUACAAAGUUCGAAUCUUCCCUACUUUACCGUGUGUUACAAGACCUCCCGGGAGUCUUAAGACGCAGCUCCUCCAUGGUGGUCAGGAAUCGGAGCUAGAAUCCGCCAUGAAGAAAAGGGUCAUAAGCUUCCUCAACAUAUCAGCAAAAGAUUACAUCAUGGUUUUCACUACAAAUAGGACUUAUGCUUUCAAGCUUCUUGCAGAGUCUUACCCUUUCAAGUCCUCUAACAAGCUUCUCAGUGUGUAUGACUACCAAAGCGAGGUAGUGGAAGCCAUGACUAAAAUCUCAGAAAGGAAAGGAGCCAAAAGCACGUCAGCAGAGUUCAACUGGCCUAGGCUUAGGAUUAACUCGGCCAAGCUGAAGAAGUUGAUUGUGAGGAGUAGAAAGAAGAAAAGGAAGAGAGGGCUUUUCGUCUUCCCGCUUCAUUCGAGGAUGACUGGAGCUAGAUAUCCAUAUUCAUGGAUGCGAACUGCGCAGGAGAAUGAGUGGCACAUACUAAUCGAUACUUGUGCAUUGGGACCAAAGGACAUGGAUAGCUUUGCCCUCACCCUCAUUCACCCAGAUUUCAUUGUCUCUUCCUUCUACAAAGUCUUUGGGGAGAACCCAUCUGGGUUCAGAUGUCUCUUCGUCAAGAAAUACACCAUUCCGUUUAUGGAAGAUUAUACAUGUGCUGGUAUGGUGAGCCUCUUGCCAGGGAAGAAGUUCCAUUUGCAGGAUGAAAUGUCUGGUGGAGAUGUUGAAGUUGAAUACAUGCCUAAGCUCGGUUUGGAAGAAAAGGCUGAGGUGGAUACAUCAAACUCUUUCUCAUGUCCUGUACUAGAAAAAGGAGAAGUUCCAGAGAAGCAACCUGUAGAUGCAUCUGUAAAGCAGAAAGAGUCAGAAACUACUGGAACAGGGAAACAAGCUAGCAUUGUCCAAGCAGAGAAGACUGGGUACAGAAAGAAGCAAAUAUCCAAGAUUGAAUGCAGGGGAUUGGAUCAGGUGGAUGCAUUAGGGCUGAAUGAGAUCAAUAAGUAUGAAGCAGGGAAGGCAACAGUUCUGGAAACCAAAGGAAGUCCAGGGAAGGGAAUACCAACAAACAAGAAGAAAGAUAAAAGAAACUUGGGAAUCAUGGUUGUCACAAUUGCACUUGGGUUCCUAUCUAAUUUUGAGGACACUUACAGGCUUUGUUCUUUCAUAGCUCAGUUCCUGGAUGCUGACUUUGUAGAGAAAGCAAAUUGGAGGUAUACAGGUCUAAACCAGAAAACUAUUGAAGUGUAA
Molecule: messenger RNA, 1599 nt
Organism: Linum tenue
Lineage: Eukaryota; Viridiplantae; Streptophyta; Magnoliopsida; Malpighiales; Linaceae
Source: the annotation of a GenBank genome assembly